Molecule: messenger RNA, 1056 nt
Organism: Funneliformis mosseae
Lineage: Eukaryota; Fungi; Glomeromycota; Glomeromycetes; Glomerales; Glomeraceae
Source: the annotation of a GenBank genome assembly
AUGUUGGAUGGAACCUCUUCUCAAAGUGAUUAUUCAGACAACGAGGAUAUGUAUGUACAUAAUAUGACCUUGAAGCAGGCAAAACAAUUAUUGAAUAGUCCUCGUUCUCGACAAAUUAUUACACUUGCAAGUUGUGGUAAAAAGGUUGGUGUGGUCGAAUGUGGCGAUCCCAAUGGGUACCCUGUUCUUUGGUUCACAGGUAAUAUGGGACCCGCUCUUUCAAUCCUCUUAUAUCAUAAUAUCGCCAAACGACAUCGCAUUCGUUUUGUAUGCGUUGACCGUCCUGGAUAUAAUGCUAGUGAUGACAUAUAUUCUGAACCUGGAGUUCCAGACCUUUUCGAAUUUGCUGAUAUGAUUAAUGAGUUAACUUUAAUAUUAAGAAUGUGGCAAUUUGGUUUGGCAACUUUUUCGUUAGGCGCAGUUUAUGGAUUAGCAUAUUCUUUAAAUUUUCCAGAGAGAUUAAAAGGACCAAUAUUUAUGGUUUCCCCUUGGCUUUCAGUCAAAACACCAGGAACUUCAACCAUGUAUAAAGGAAUUGCUAGAUACGCACCAAAUUUUUUAAUACGUACGACUUUGAGUACACUUCCGCACAUGAACAAUUUUAUUAAUAUGUGGAGUACAUUAGGUUCCUCCCCUGUCAAAUCACCAAAGCGUGUAUCAACCUCAACCUCCACUUCUACAACGUCGGAUGCUGACGAUGGAAUUGAAGACGCGGACAUAGCAUUUUCAAUCUCACCCGGAAGGAGUUACAUUCAUCAACAAAUAUAUGCAAAUGGGUUAUGGAAUCUUCAAAAUAGGACGGGCGCACAUAUUGAUGCGAUGGUAGCAUUAGAAAAAGUGAGUUGGGGUUAUUCAUAUGAGGAAACAAAUUAUCCAAUUGAAGCAUUUGUCGGUGAUAUUGAUGAAAAUGUUCCGAUACAAGCUUGGAUGUACAUGAAUAAUAGAAUGAAUAAUAUUGAACUUAAUGUGAUUGAAGGUGGUGGGCAUUAUUUAUUAUAUAGAAUGGACUUUAUGGAAGAUUUAUUUACACAAAUUGAACGUUCAAUGUAUUCGUAG